Messenger RNA from Pistacia vera, 2601 nucleotides. Its product is annotated as subtilisin-like protease SBT1.1. NCBI's taxonomy places the organism in Eukaryota, Viridiplantae, Streptophyta, Magnoliopsida, Sapindales, Anacardiaceae. The record is from RefSeq and is a predicted model, not a curated record. Gene Ontology annotation, molecular function: serine-type endopeptidase activity. The transcript has 2 exons. Bases 99 to 2417 code for a protein of 772 amino acids. Gene Ontology annotation, biological process: proteolysis.
CUUAUUUUUGUCUAUAAAAGUUCCUCUGCAGGGUGGUCAUUUCUUGUCUUAAACUUAUCUUUUAUUCUCUUUUAAUUGUUGAGGCCAAGACAGCCACUAUGAUUUUAAGGACGUCUUUGUUGCUGAUAGUGGCCUUCAUGGCUACCUCAUCCAUUGCUUCCACAAGCAGACAGACUACAUACAUUAUUCACAUGGACAAAACCAAGAUGGCGGCAAAUCAUUCUCCAGGCAGUUCCAAACAAUUUUAUGAAGCAAUGAUCGAUUCCAUCUCCAAAUUGUCAGCCCUGACGGAGGAACAGGGACAAGACAAAAUACCUCCCAAGGUCCUUUAUGCCUAUGAAACCGCCUUUUCUGGUUUUGCCGCAAAGCUCUCAACAAAACAUCUUGAAUCAUUAAAACAAGUCGAUGGUUUUCUCUCUGCCACUCCUGAUGAACUUCUAACUCUCCACACCACGCACUCCCCCCAGUUUCUUGGCCUAGAAAUUGGGAAAGGACUCUGGGAUCCUACAAACUUAGCAUCAGAUAUGAUAAUUGGGUUUAUAGAUAGUGGAAUCUGGCCAGAACACGUCAGUUUCCAAGAUACAGGUAUGACUCCACCACCCUCUAAAUGGAAAGGCGUUUGCGAGAAAGGUACCAACUUUUCACAAUCACAUUGCAACAACAAGCUCAUUGGUGCAAGAGCCUUCUUCAAAGGCUAUGAGUCGUUUGCUGGAAGAAUCAAUGAAACAGAGGAAUAUCGAUCAGCCCGAGAUUCACAAGGUCAUGGUACACAUACUGCAUCAACUGCUGGUGGUAAUCUUGUAGCAAAUGCCAGCUUUUUUGGCUUAGCAAAAGGCUCUGCUUCUGGAAUGAGGUACACAUCAAGAAUUGCUGCUUAUAAAGCCUGCUGGAGAUAUGGCUGUGUUAACUCUGAUAUACUAGCUGCAAUUGACAAAGCAGUCGCUGAUGGGGUUGAUGUGUUAUCACUCUCCCUAGGAGGCUCACCCAAACCUUUUUAUAGCGACAGUGUGGCUAUAGCCUCAUUUGGGGCAAUCCGAAAUGGGGUUUUUGUUUCAUGUUCAGCAGGCAAUUCAGGGCCGUCUAGUUCAACUGUAGACAAUACCGCACCAUGGAUUACUACAGUGGCAGCAAACUAUAUUGAUCGAAGCUUCUCGGCUAUUGUCAAGCUUGGUAAUGGACAAUCUUUUGAAGGGUCAACCUUAUAUUAUGGUCAUGCAACAAAGCAACUGCCUAUUGUCUAUGGGAAAAAUGCAGGAAGCGCAGGAGCUCAGUAUUGUAUUAAUGGGUCUCUCAACAAAAAGCGUGUAAAAGGGAAGAUUGUUGUUUGCCAAAGAGGACAAAAUAGCCGAACUGGAAAGGGAGAGCAAGUGAAAUCAGCUGGAGGAGCUGGAAUGAUAUUAAUAAAUUCUAAUAAUGAAGGUGAAGAACUAUUGGCUGAUCCCCAUAUUCUGCCAGCUGCUGAAGUAGGAGCCUCAGCAGCUAAAAGCAUCACCAAAUAUUUGAACUCAACAAAAAAUCCAACUGCUUCCAUUGUUUUUAAAGGAACAGUUUUUGGUAAACCUGCACCAAUGAUCGCAGCUUUUUCAUCACGAGGGCCAAGUUCCAUUGCACCGGAAGUGAUCAAACCAGAUGUGACUGCACCAGGGGUGAACAUAUUGGCUGGAUGGCCUUCAAUGACCAGCCCAAGUGGACUUAAAUCCGACAAGAGAAGAGUUGUAUACAACGUACUUUCAGGCACUUCAAUGUCCUGCCCUCAUGUUAGUGGCCUAGCAGCGCUUCUUAAAUCAGCCCAUAAAGAUUGGUCACCCGCCGCCAUCAAAUCAUCUCUAAUGACUACAGCAUAUACCCUAGACAACACAAGGGCUCCAAUUUCUGAUGUUGGUUCAAGUAACUCUGUUUUGGCUACACCUUUUGCAUAUGGUUCAGGCCAUGUUGACCCAGAGAGUGCUUCUGAUCCGGGACUAAUCUAUGAUUUAACAACUGACGACUAUCUAAACUUUUUGUGCACCCUAAAUUACAAUUCUUCUCAGAUAUCUUUAUUUUCAAAGGGAAAUUUUACUUGUCCUAAGCCUGGAGCUUUUCGGCCAGGUGACUUGAACUACCCUUCCUUUGCAGUGAAUUUCAAGGACAAUGCCCCCAAUAUUACGGUGGAACACCAGAGGACUGUGACAAAUGUUGGCCCCCCUGCGUGUUCUUAUAAUGUGCAAGUUGAACAGCCCAACGGAGUUUUGGUGAGUGUGAAGCCUGAGAUCUUAAGUUUUCAGAAGUUGGGGGAGAAAUUGAGUUACAAGAUUAGUGUUGUUUCAUUGAAAGGGCCAACAAAAACAUCGUCUACUUCAUCUUUUGGAUCCUUAACUUGGGUUUCUGGUAAAUAUAAAGUAAGAAGCCCCAUAGCAGUAACGUGGAGUUGGAGGUAGUUUUUCUCUGUGAGUUUGUACCAGCCAAUAAUUUCUGCUUAAAGGCGAAGAGCCGAAGACUAAUAAUGCAAUCUUCAAAAGUAAUCCACAUAAUAUGAGUCCAAAAUCCAAAUUAAAGUCAUAUGUACUUGUGAUUGACUUUUGCAAUGCUUAAAUUCAAUAAAAAAAAUUUAAUCUUUUUCAA